AUGUUUCCUCUCACGACAUGCCUGGCGCUAUGCGCAGUUUCUCUCACGAGCGUGUCAGGUACUCCCUUAGGAGGACCAGCCUAUUACCCAACGAGGGAUUCCUUCGCAGGUGGUAUCUUUCUGCGGAUCGAGCCGUUGGGUGCAUCCAUCGUACAUGGUGUAGCUUCCAGUGAUGGCAACGGAUUUCGAAAAUACCUCCGGGACGCUAUCGUAUACAAUGGCAACCGAGUAGACAUGGUCGGAAGCAACCCCAAUGGGACUAUGAGGGACAAUGACAACUCCGGAUGGCCAGGCUACGUUAUCGACGAGGUGCAUGACAAGUCGAACAUUGACACGUCCAACUAUAAGCCCAAUCUGGUUCUGAUCAAUGCCGGAACCAAUGAUGCCAUCCAAGAUAAAGACAUCUCCAAUGCCGGGCAGCGGAUGAAGAAUAUGCUGGGGGAUAUCUACACGCAAUCCCCCCGGGCGACCGUCAUCCUUUCCGGCCUCCUAAGAAAUGGAGACAGUGGCACGGAUUCGCGUGCCAAGCAGAUCAAUUCGCAGUACCAGACCUUGGUCAGCGCCUUGCAAUCCUACGGAAAGCCUAUAAUAUGGGCUGAUAUGCAGGGAUCGGACGGUCCCACGCUUGCCGACAUCAGUUCUGACGGAACGCACCCAGUGGACGCGGGGUAUAAGAAGAUGGCCAAAAUAUGGUAUGCUGCCAUUGCACAAGCUGAUGCAAAGGGUUAUCUGCAGCAAGCACAGCGGAGUUGA
Molecule: messenger RNA, 753 nt
Organism: Pestalotiopsis fici W106-1
Lineage: Eukaryota; Fungi; Ascomycota; Sordariomycetes; Amphisphaeriales; Sporocadaceae
Exons: 2
Coding region: 1-753 (250 amino acids)
Molecular function (GO): phosphatidylcholine lysophospholipase A1 activity
Source: RefSeq, a predicted model, not a curated record